AUGGCCAACCGCAAUCCGCCAAUCAGAAGCUCCAAUUGACGGCAAAAUAGAAGCGCAGUCUGAGAGACGAAACGAUCUUCUGUCUACAAUCAAUUCCCAAGAUUCAGCAACAUUUUGCAUGGGACUGCGCCAGAUCCCGAGGUACCAGCUCACCUCAUGGAGGUUCCAGCUGCCGUGCAGGCACUGGUCAAGCACUCCAUUGCGACCAUCGGGCCAUAAUCGAUGGAGCAAAAUCAAACAUGACAAGGCGAAAGCAGAUGCAAGGACUAGCAAGACCAGAACUUUAAUGUCCCAUGAGCUGAUGACUGCAUCAAGACUCGCCGGCCCAGACCCGGCUCUUAAUCCAAGACUCGCCGCAGCCAUCGCAAAUGCCAAAAAGAGUCAGAUGGUCAAGUCGGCUAUCGAAUAUGCCAUUGCCAAAGGCCAGGGCAAGACACCGGGCGGUCAGGCGCUCGAGCCGGUCACUAUCGAAGCCAUGCUCCCUCAUGGCGUCGCAACCAUGAUCGAAUGCCUUACCGAUAACAAAGCCAGAACACUAAGCGACAUACGCAUGAUUGUCAAUCGUGCUGGGGGUACAAUCACACCGACAGCGUUUCUAUUUGAGAAGAAGGGCAGGAUAUCAUUUCAAGAGCAGGACAAGAUAGGCGUUGAUGAGGCCUUAGAGGAGGCCAUCGACGCAGGUGCGCUUGACAUAUCUUCUGAAGAAGGCAGACUCGUGGUUGAGACGCCGCCAACGGAUGUGAUGGAAGUUGCUCUGCGGCUACAGGAUCGCUUCGGGGUACGCAUCGAAAAAGUAGAAGUGGUGUAUGACCCAAACGACGACGCGUUAGUGACGUUGACGGAGGAGCAGGAGGAAGAAGUGGGAAAGGUGCUUGAUACUCUGGAAGAGGAUCCUGCGCUGCAGAACCUCUACGUCAAUGCUACUUCUCAAUGAUAUGACUGACUCUGAUACCGUCGCUAUGCACCCUCUAGGAUAGUCGUUUGCGAUAUGGCUCUCGGAAAGGCUCGCAAUCUGCAAGCAUUGAUGAGCCGCGUAUAUGGCGACUAAAGCGGCGUUAGUAGAGAGAUGAACCAAUGGAAAGUGAAGCGAGAAACGACC
Messenger RNA from Exophiala viscosa, 1099 nucleotides. RefSeq names its product glucose-1-phosphate adenylyltransferase. Gene Ontology annotation, cellular component: mitochondrion. Bases 119 to 934 code for a protein of 271 amino acids. NCBI's taxonomy places the organism in Eukaryota, Fungi, Ascomycota, Eurotiomycetes, Chaetothyriales, Herpotrichiellaceae. The record is from RefSeq and is a predicted model, not a curated record. The transcript has 2 exons.